UUACGAUAAAACUUUGUUCGUGUUGUGCGUGUGUUAUAACUAAAAAAUACAAAAAAUCUAAAAAAAAAUAUAUUUGAGUGUUUUUCUUACAUAUUUAAAUUAAUUUAAACAAAAUACUAAAGUAUUAAAUUAAAAGUGUUGAUGUGUGUUUAAUUUCACAAAUAAUUCAUUGUAGCGGCAGAUUUGUUAACAUAUUACAAAAAUAGAAAAAACGUGAGGCUGCUCUGUACAAAAAAAGUCUCGUGUACUAUACAGAAGCUCUACGAACUACUUGUUACAAAUUUGUAUGUUAUUAGUUGGUUUUAAACUUAAUAAGUAAGAAAAACACCACAAAAAUGGUGGCCGGCCAGAAAUCAAGUCCACGGGAGCCUAAAUUUGAUUUAUCCAAAGUAUCGGCCCGUGUGGAUCGUGUUAAUGUUAGUGGUUUAAUGCGCACGCACAACGAUUAUGUAAUGAAAGCGGCCGAAAGCCUGUUUAAGGCUAAAAAUUUUCAAGAAUUAAUGGUGGAAUCUAUGCACGCAAAAUCUUAUUUACACGAAUUGGGCAUUUUUAAAGAUGUCAGCGUUCAUAUAGAUAUAAGUCGUGGUGAAAAUGCCUCCCCUAAUGGCUAUGAGGUUACCUUUAAAGGCAAAGAACUAUCACGUAUUGUGGGCUCGGUGGGUACUGAAGUGGGUCAAAAUGAAGGAUCUUUGCGUACAGAAUUGACGGUACCUAAUUUGUUUGGUCGUGGUGAAAGUAUUUCAUUACAAGGUUCCUAUAGCAGUAAACGAGCGAAUGAUAUACAAUUGAAAUUUUGGAAAUCAUAUUUCCAUACACGUCUAGUGGAUAAUAGACCAGAAGUAUCCUUUUCAUUGUUCCGUCAUAUUGAUCGUAUGGAUGUUAGUAAUUUCAAAAAUACAAGUUUGGGCUGCUUGGCUGAGUUUGCUGUUAACACCCUAAAGCCUAUAGAGUUAACCCACUCCCUACAAUAUGAGGCCUCGGUACGAGAAGUAUCUUUACUUAUGAAAAAUGUACCCAUGGCUAUACGAGAACAUUGCGGACCAAAAUUAGCUUCCCUUCUGCGUUAUUCGGUAAUCUUCGAUCAACGUGACAAUCCUGUUUUUCCUACACAAGGUCUAAUGAUAAAAUCUAUCAAUGAAUAUUGUGGUUUGGGUGGUAAUGUGGCAUAUGUUAGUAAUAAUACACAUGCCGAGGUUAGUGUGCCUUUAUUUGGUGGCCUAGUGGCUCAAGUAUGUGGACGUGUGGGUAUUAUUAAGGAAACAAAACAAACCACAGUAUUGCCCAUUAACAAUUUAUACUAUUGUGGAGGACCUUUGACUUUAAGAGGUUUUAAAUAUGGUGGUGCGGGGCCGGUAGUAGAGGGUACACCAAUAGGAGCACAGACUUAUUGGUCAACGGGCUUUCAUUUAUGGGCACCUUUACCUUUUAAUAAAGUAUUUAAAGGUUUGGCUGAUAAUUUCCGUACACAUUUGUUUUAUAAUGUAGGAAAUUUCAAUACAUUUACCACGGAAAAUUUGCGUACUGCUGCUGGCAUUGGUGUAGCAUUUAAAUUGGCUGAACGUGCUCGUAUAGAAUUAAACUAUUGUGUACCUUUGCGCAAAUGUGCGGGUGAUAGAGUGGAAAAUGGUUUUCAAUUUGGUAUUGGCUAUGAAUUUGUUUAAGUGUUAUACUAUUUUAAUUGUACAUUAAACAAAUUAGUUUAAAAUAUUUCCUAUACUAAAAACAAAGAAUAUAUAAAAAGGCUAUAUUUUACUUAUUUAAACAAUAAGAUUUUAUUAAACGAAAACUCUAUAAAAAACAGAAAAAUCAAAUCCUAAUGAUAAGCAACAAGAAAUUUGUUAAAAAAAACUACAUAUAAAACAAUUGUAAAUGUUUAAAUUAUAUAAAAUAAAAACUAUUCACAAAAUACCGAUACUAACCAAAAGAAUACAAAUACAAAAUGGCAUUAUUCACAAUAUUAUAGAUAAAUAACUAGUAAAUAGUUAAAAGUAACAUUUAGUUUAAUUACUAACUCUCUCAGUUGUAACAACUAACUAUUAGUAAUAUAAACAACAACAGCUUCUUUUUUUUAACAAAAAAAAAACACUCAUAAUUAAGAACUUUCUUUUUUGUUGUGUUGAUACUCUCUGUCAUAAAUAAUACUCUAGUUUUAGAAACUAAAAAGAAAUCAACUGCCGUUUAAACUAGUUGUUUAAUUAGCAACCAGUUAAAUAUGUAUUAAAUACAAAAACUUCUAAUCUUUUCUUUAUAAUUAUAAAGAAAAGUUUAGAAGAAACUCCAACUUCUAUUCUUAUAUAUUUCAUAAAUUAACUUUUACUUUUUAUUUUUCUUUUUUUUAAAUAUUUAUUUUUGUGCACCCUUAACUGCUUAAAAAUAUUGUAUAAUAUCUUUUAAUAUAUUAAUUGCUUUUGGCACUUGAUCCUCAUUUUUUUAUACAUAUUUUGCUUAUAAAAAUGAUAAUAAGUGCAAUAUUUUUUUUAUAUUUAAGCAUGUAACUUCUCAAAAAGUUUUAAAUAUCCAUAUUAAUUUAUUCGGAAUCUUUAUUAUACUUUCACUUGUAAACAUGUUUACGAAAAGUUUUACAAUUAUAUUUUGUGCAAAAGUAUAAACAAAAUUUUUUAGCUGGAGAAGUGCGUACAUAAUAAAUAUUUGCUAAAAUAAACAGUAAAUGUUACAGAAAAAA
Molecule: messenger RNA, 2683 nt
Organism: Lucilia cuprina (Australian sheep blowfly)
Lineage: Eukaryota; Metazoa; Arthropoda; Insecta; Diptera; Calliphoridae
Product: SAM50-like protein CG7639
Exons: 8
Coding region: 336-1661 (441 amino acids)
Biological process (GO): mitochondrial respiratory chain complex assembly; protein insertion into mitochondrial outer membrane
Cellular component (GO): SAM complex; outer membrane
Source: RefSeq, a predicted model, not a curated record